AUGUCUGAAGAUGAAUCAGAUAUUCAGAUGAACCUUUCAGACCAAGGCGUCACUGCUGUCCGACGGGAUGACAAGCUAAUACCAACCAAACAUUUAAUUAUCACCUUUAACAAGCCGACAUUGCCAUCUUUUAUUACAGCAGGUUAUCUGCGCUGCCCUGUCCGUCCGUACGUUCCAAAUCCAUCGGUUUGGACAUUCACAGACAUUUGCCAUGGCAAGAGCAUAUGUGCACAGUGUGGGAUUGAAGGUCACGAGAGUACUGAGUGUACCAGUACCCCAUGCUGUGUUAACUGCACAGAUGCCCACCCUUCUUACUCCAGAAAAUGCCCUGCAUGGCAAAGAGAAAAAGAGAUAAAACGGGUAAAAACAGUCGAUAACAUACCCUACCCAGAGGCUCGUCAUGUGGUCACUUCAACUGCACCUUUGAGACAGAAAACAUUUGCUGCUGUUUUGAAAUCCACAAAGACAUGUGGGGUUCAAACAGAUAUUUUCGUCUCUCCAAAUGAAUCUCUUACUUGCCAUGCGAAAUGUUUAAUUCUCCCAUUUAUCCAAACAUCAGAAAAGGAGACCAAGAAGGUCAAAACACCCCUACCAAAAACAGGGGUAACAACAAGAAAUGUGGGUUUAAAAAAGGCAAAUAAAAACCCACUUAACAAGCAAAAUGUUAAAGCAGCUAUCUCCAGAUUAACUAAGAAAUCAGAGACUCAGUCUAUGAGUGAGUUCUCUGACUUUUCCGAUGAAGAAAAUAAUAUGGUGGUGACACAACCAACGUCACCUCCAAAAGAAAAACAUCCCGUGAAAUUAGAGGGAUACCUUCACAAAGAAUGCUGCCUCAAACACAUAAUGGAUUAUAAAAUAAUCCAAUGGAACUGUCGUGGUUACCACAACAACUUCUCUGACAUUAAACACUUGAUAUUAUCUACCCAAUCUCUCUGUGUGGCACUCCAGGAAACCCAUUUAAAACAUGGAGAAAGAAUCUCUUUAAAAGGAUUUGAUCUCUACCGCAAGAAUGAUGAUAGCCACAACUGUGCCAGUGAUGGUGUGGCUAUUCUGGUUUCAAAUCGCAUUUCAUCCUUACCGGUACAAAUAACCACUGCUUUGCAAGCUGUGGCAGUCAGGAUUUCUAUUGGAGUAACUGUCACAGUUUGUUCUAUAUACUUGCCACCAGAUGUUAGAGUCAGUGAGGAUGAAUUGGAUGCACUGGUUGAACAGCUGCCAACACCAUUUCUUUUACUAGGUGAUUUCAAUGGCCACAAUCCUAUGUGGGGCAGUUUCGACAUUAACCAUCGAGGCAGGGCCAUUGAAAGAUUCGUAGGCAAUCAGCAACUAUAUUUGUUUAAUACAGGAGAAGUGACAUACUUCCAUGUUCCAUCAAGAACGUUUACUGCCAUUGAUCUAUCAUUAGCAACUCCGAAUCUGUUUUCAGCAUUUACAUGGGAGGUUGGAUCUAAUCCAUUCUCUAGUGACAAGUUCCCAAUACAGUAGAACCUCGAAAACUCGGCCUAAUGUGGACCGAAGGGUGGCCGAGUUUGUGAAAAUGCCGGGUUAUCGGGA
Messenger RNA from Centruroides sculpturatus (bark scorpion), 1554 nucleotides. RefSeq lists its product as uncharacterized. The coding region runs from base 1 to 1485 and encodes 494 amino acids. Lineage: Eukaryota; Metazoa; Arthropoda; Arachnida; Scorpiones; Buthidae. The record is from RefSeq and is a predicted model, not a curated record. The transcript has a single exon. Gene Ontology annotation, molecular function: catalytic activity.